Messenger RNA from Microthlaspi erraticum, 318 nucleotides. Lineage: Eukaryota; Viridiplantae; Streptophyta; Magnoliopsida; Brassicales; Brassicaceae. The record is from the annotation of a GenBank genome assembly.
AUGAUGGCAUCGAAGGCAGCAUUUUUCAUUUUAUUCGCUCUCUUUCUUUCCUCCAUUUUGUUGGUGAGCGUUCCUGGAGCAGAAGCUCAGUUGAUCAUUCCAUGCAAGACAUCACAACAAUGUAAAUCGAUCGGAUGCUCGAAUGGUAGCGGUCAAUGUGUGAACAAACAAUGCCAAUGUCCUAGCCUCAAACAGGCUAAUAAGAUGACGACAAAUGCUCUUGCGCCGUGCAAGACGGCCUCUGAUUGUGCUGCUUCUCAUCAAUGCCCGAAGGGUUUAUAUGCUUGCUUUGAAGGAAAAUGUAUUUGUACGCCGUAG